This is a messenger RNA of Gasterosteus aculeatus aculeatus (three-spined stickleback), 784 nucleotides long. RefSeq names its product protein C19orf12 homolog. The record is from RefSeq and is a predicted model, not a curated record. NCBI's taxonomy places the organism in Eukaryota, Metazoa, Chordata, Actinopteri, Perciformes, Gasterosteidae.
GCAGGAGGUAGGAGGCAGGAGGUAGGAAGUAGGAGGUAGGAGGGCUCCUCUCUCGGCGGAGUGCGCGAGCAGCAGAGCAGUUGACGCACAGAGAGCAUCAACUACACCUGCGCGACACGUUUAGGACACAACUCGAGGAGAGCUGAAUUUCCAGGGAUGGCGCCACGAAUGGACGACUGCGUACGUCUGUGCUGUGAAGUAGGAGCCGACCAGCAGAUCAAGGUGGCAGUCAAGAACUCCACCAAAGGAGCCGUUUUGGCCGGAGGGACGGCCUUUGUAGGCGGGAUGCUCGGUGGACCUCCAGGGAUCGCUGUUGGCGGCGCGGUGGGCGGUCUCCUGGGCAGCUGGCUGACCAGCGGACAGUUCAAGCCUCUGCCUCAGAUCCUGAUGGAGUUGCCUCCUGCCCAGAAGCAGAAGCUCUACGAUCAAGUCUCAGCCGUCUUGAAGAACGUGGCCUGGACGGACGCGGCGCAGCUCAUCGCCCUGGUGAUGGGCAACGCUGCUCUCCGCCAGCAGGUCACCGCCGCGUUGCUGAACUACGUCACAACGGAGCUGCGAUCCGAGGUGCGCUAUGCAGACUGAGUUGUGACCGCGUGGAGCUCUAAGGAUGCUCGGGUCCGCCCACACAAACGCAUCCUCAGCGCUUUGUACUCAAUUAGGAAAAGCUGUGGAUCAUGAAUGUUCUCAUUCUCCCCUUUUUACCAUUUAGGGACACUGCACAAUGCAUUAUAAUCUAGUAAAAUUAUAAAACAUCAUUUGAAAAAUAAAGAUCUGCUGAAAAGAC